Molecule: messenger RNA, 1757 nt
Organism: Trichoderma asperellum CBS 433.97
Lineage: Eukaryota; Fungi; Ascomycota; Sordariomycetes; Hypocreales; Hypocreaceae
Molecular function (GO): catalytic activity; iron-sulfur cluster binding
Source: RefSeq, a predicted model, not a curated record
CGCCGGUGCCACCAACUUGUGUCUACGAAUAGCGGCAUCCGAAUGCCCAAAUGCCUCCCGGUUGAGACGAAUCUGGGACCGCCCUGCAGCCCUACUGCAAGGGCCGUGUUUGCUUCCCCAUGCAUCGUCUCACCUCUUCCAGCACCAUGGCCGCUCCAUUCACAAGGCAUUGUCUUCUGCAGCGCGCCCCAUUGAAGUCCCGAUGGACGUGGACAAACAAGCGACGCCUUCAUCUCGCCCCGCCGUUUCUGCUAGACGACUACACGCCACGAUAUCUUAGACUCUCAUCCCGGGACGCCGCCAAAAAGCGCUCGCUGGCCUAUGCCCACCUCCGCAACUGCAAUCUUUGCCCCAGACUAUGCGGCGUCAAUCGCUACGAAACCACUGGAAUGUGCCUUAUUGGCGAGAAAGCAAAGGUCAACGUCAUAGCGCCGCAUUUUGGCGAAGAACCGUGCAUCCAGGGGCACAAUGGCAGCGGCGCAGUAUUCAUGAGCGGGUGCAACAUGCGGUGCAUUUUCUGCCAGAACUACGACAUCUCGCACCAGCGUAAUGGAAUGGACCUUACCCCAGAGGAGCUGGGCCAGUGGUAUCUCAAGCUCCAGGAGGUGGGCAAUGUCCACAACAUCAAUAUCGUCACGCCGGAGCACGUCGUGCCGCAGGUAGCGUUAAGCAUCCUGCAUGCGGCUGAGCUGGGGCUGAGAGUUCCCAUCAUCUAUAACACCUCAAGCUACGACUCGCUAGCAUCUCUGGAGUUGAUGGAUGGGCUAGUCGACAUCUAUCUAGCAGAUUUUAAAGUUUGGAAGCCUAACACGUCCAAGAGGCUGCUCAAGGCAGAUGACUACGCAGAGACUGCCAAGGAGAGCAUCAAAGCUAUGCAUGAGCAAGUCGGCGAUUUGUGUUUCACCGGAGAUGGCAUUGCUAAAGUAGGUUUGCUGGUCAGACACUUGGUCAUGCCAGGAAAAGAAGCUGAAGGCGCGGAAAUCAUGAAAUUUCUGGCGUCUGAGGUAUCAACUGAUUGUUUCGUCAAUAUCAUGGAGCAGUAUCACCCCGACGCACAUGUUGGGAAGAGGAGAAAGCGAAGAAGAGCACUCCCAGCUGAAGGAGAGGAGAAGAGUUCAAAUCUGUCAGAAGACACAUACGAGGAAGUUCGGUAUAGCGAUAUCAAUCGAUCAGUCACAAGUGAAGAAAUCUCAUCCGUGCGCGAAGCCGCUAUGGGAGCUGGUCUGUGGCGGUUUUGCGACCCUCCAAAGCAUGAUGGGUUUGCCAUCUGAUAGCAAAGCCCAUGUACAUAUGUACAUACACGUCUGGAUCUCUAAUUAUACCGCACUCGGUGCCUAGUUCGGCUACGAGCAUGAAUGCUGUAUCGUCAAUGCUUUCAUCCCAUCCUUUUUUUAGUCUAAUUCACACUCACCGAACCAAUGGUGCGCAGGGAUUGGUGAGGGUCGUUAUCUGCGAUUUUAGGUACUGUUUUAGUCGAAAAUAGCAGUAUGUAUCUAUUUCGAUCUUGUCUUGAGUCUUAUUCGAAGGAGGGAAGCGAUGAGAGCACGGCGCAGAAAACGCCACCAUAAUGCCAUGUUGGUUGGCAUUGCCAGUCUGGUCGGAGAAGACCAAUUCAAAUAGUCAAGGCGCAUGUUGGUGGCGGCGGUAGUGGCAUUAAACAUGGUCUCAAAACAAGCAAGCAAGCCUAGGCCCAGGAUCCGAGGCCAUUGCGCCGGCUUUUGGCUGAACUCUCGUCAGAACAAUAGUUUCGAAGCGAC